Molecule: messenger RNA, 1161 nt
Organism: Olea europaea var. sylvestris
Lineage: Eukaryota; Viridiplantae; Streptophyta; Magnoliopsida; Lamiales; Oleaceae
Product: DNA repair RAD52-like protein 1, mitochondrial
Exons: 4
Coding region: 322-861 (179 amino acids)
Biological process (GO): double-strand break repair via homologous recombination
Molecular function (GO): DNA binding
Source: RefSeq, a predicted model, not a curated record
UGCUCACAAAGAGUCAAAUUUCAUAUCUCAAAAAUUGAACCUUCACACUAUGACUGCUAACAAAUUUAAGACUAUCUCACUCCUAUCUUUUGGACCACUAAUUUAUGUCCAAGCAGCCCUAGUCACCCAUUAUCAUAAAUAAGGCAGUUGUAUAAAAGAAAGAUUUGGAAAUCAGGCGACAGGGCAGGAGUCCAAAGAAACAGGAAAACAUUUCUCCUUGGAAAGAGGAGCCGGACCUAAUAACCCUUUAUCAUAAAUAAGGCGAAAACUAAAACCCUCUAAUUGCUGUACGAGGUUUUGAAAGUUUGAGGAGGAAAAGAGAUGGCAGCGACAAGUUCUCUGCGAUCAUCGUUUUUGUCGAAACUGAGAACAUCGUGUAAGAAUCACUAUCGUCCAUUCUCGGCUAAGCCCACUGCUUCAUCUUCUUCUACCGACAAGAGCUACUUUGAGGAAGAGGAAGUUCCAACUUCUGGAAUAAGCAGGCCGCUUUCAGAAAUCCUCAAAGAGCUCAACAAGAAGGUUCCUGAUUCUCUAAUCAGAGCUCGCAAUGAACCUGAUGGGUUUUCUAUCAAAUAUAUUCCAUGGCACAUAGUGAAUAGGAUUAUGAACUUGCAUGCUCCAGAAUGGUCUGGUGAAAUCCGUAGCAUCACUUAUUCAGCUGAUGCCAAAUCUGUAUCUGUUGUUUAUCGUGUAACACUCUAUGGGACUGAUGCAGAGAUCUAUCGGGAAUCAACAGGAACUGCUUCAACAAGUGAGCCAGGUUAUGGUGACCCUGUGCAAAAGGCAGAAGCAAUGGCAUUUCGUCGAGCUUGUGCUCGUUUUGGGCUGGGGCUUCAUCUUUACCAUGAAGAUAUGCAAUAGUGUGGCAUUAAACUGGCACUGUCAGUUUCAGUUCAGGAACACACUUGAGAUUUGCCUUCUUUACGCUGGGAUAUCUGCUUCACUGAAGAUUUUGAUUGUACAUCUUAGCAGAACCAAAUGAAACCUGUUAUUGGGUUUCAUGUAAUUUGAUGGUAUUGCUAAUUCCUGUAUUUAAUGGAGUCAAGUAAUUUUAAGAAAUUAAGAAUGUUGGUUUUUUUGGUUUUGGUUUUCCUGUGUCUGAAUAUACCAUAUUUUUCCAUCAAGAACCUGGUAAAAUACUGAGUCGGGUCUUUUUCUUCA